Molecule: messenger RNA, 771 nt
Organism: Oryza brachyantha (malo sina)
Lineage: Eukaryota; Viridiplantae; Streptophyta; Magnoliopsida; Poales; Poaceae
Product: putative cysteine-rich receptor-like protein kinase 35
Exons: 2
Coding region: 1-771 (256 amino acids)
Biological process (GO): protein phosphorylation
Molecular function (GO): ATP binding; protein kinase activity
Source: RefSeq, a predicted model, not a curated record
AUGCAGGCACGUCGAAUCAGAAUCAUCGUGUUAAUCUGGACUGGAGACAAAGACGAUAUAAUUCAGGCCAUCGCCAAAGGUGUCGCAUACCUUCACGAAGGACAAGACGGGAGUGUGAUCCACAGGGAUCUCAAGCCGAGCAACAUUCUUCUUGACGACGAAUUGAAGCCUAAGAUUGCAGACUUUGGCACUGCCAAGCUGUUCGUCGCCGAUCAGUCAGCCCAGACCAGGGUGGUCUCAGCAGGCUACGCAUCUCCGGAGUAUGCGAUGGGAAGAGAGAUGACGCUGAAGUGCGAUGUCUACAGCUUUGGCAUCGUCCUCCUGAAGACGCUCAGCGGCGUUCGCAACGGCUCCAUGCAAACGCUUCUUCCACAGGCAAGCAGCGUGUGUGCACUUGAACACACCAAUCUCAGGAUGGACCAUCAGUUUAGACUCAUCGAUCCUUUGGCAAAUGGCAAUCGCGUGCAGGCAUGGAGGCUAUGGGAACAGUGCAACCUCAUCGAGCUCCUCGACCCUGCCAUGGCGAGACCUGCACCGGACGACGCAGAGCUCCUGUACGAUCUGGAACGGUGCAUCCACGUCGGGCUUCUCUGCGUGCAGGACACGGCGGACGAUCGGCCGACCAUGCCUGAGGUUGUCACCAUGCAGACGAGCAGGACGUCGCAGAUGGAACAGCCCAUCAGGCCAACUCUUGGCGGCAGCAGAUCAGCCAUGCAUCCGCUUCGUCAGACCGACGCCGUCCUGGGUUCAACCACAACCGAUCUCACGUAA